This is a messenger RNA of Pelmatolapia mariae (spotted tilapia), 1349 nucleotides long. RefSeq names its product thioredoxin, mitochondrial-like. The record is from RefSeq and is a predicted model, not a curated record. NCBI's taxonomy places the organism in Eukaryota, Metazoa, Chordata, Actinopteri, Cichliformes, Cichlidae. Gene Ontology annotation, cellular component: mitochondrion. Gene Ontology annotation, biological process: cell redox homeostasis.
UGAAAAGCCGCACGUUCCCUUUUUUUCUGCGGCACCAAAACGGAAGCACUUCAUUGGUCCGCGAGGCCAAGAUCAAGACCAGCGCCGACAGAAGAAACGAGAUGGCUCACAGGCUGCUGCUACGAAGACUCUGGACACUGUCUGUGAACGAUAUCCGCUGCCUCCCCACAUCCACUGCCUCCGUCGCUUCCUCUUGUUAUUCCACAUCCCUUCAGUCCACUACAACCCGGGUCUUCUUCCUCUCCCCGUCACGAAGUCUGCCUCGCACCCUGCCUCACACCUCCCGCCGAGAAGUCUCCUUCAAUGUGCAGGACAGCGAGGACUUUACAGAGAGGGUCAUCAACAGCGAACUGCCCGUGCUAGUGGACUUUCAUGCACAGUGGUGUGGCCCCUGUAAGAUCCUCGGACCAAGGUUGGAGAAAGCUGUUGCAAAACAGAAAGGCCGCGUUGCCAUGGCAAAAGUUGACAUAGAUGACCACACAGAUUUGGCCAUUGAAUAUGGGGUCUCUGCUGUUCCCACAGUCAUCGCCAUGCGGGGAGGUGACGUCGUCGAUCACUUUGUGGGAUCAAAGAUGAUGAUGAGCUGGACUCAUUUGUCAGCAAAGUCAUUGGACAAUGAAAUCCACCUGUCCUCACCCAGCCAUACCCCCACCAUCGUCGUUCUCAUGCUGUUCUCUCUGAUUCUGGCACGGCCGGCGAGCCCUGGGCUGCCAUUUUGAGCCUGUUUAGCAAUCACUAUUAAGUAAACAAAACCUAACCACAAUUACAGCUGGCAGACUCUCAAAUGCUCACACCCAUCCCUUGACAUGUUGCUUUAGCUGUGCAUUGUCUCUUCGGGCGCUCUCUCUGCCUCCCUCUUGUGUUUUUUGUUACUAGUCAAGCGAUGGGUGUGUGCUCCAUUUUGCAGCAGUUCCAUGUUCUUUCAUAAUGUGACUACUCUCGCUAAGCUGGUGUGUAACAGUUUUCUGUAAAAACUCUUAAGUUUGGAUGGAAAGUAAAUGUGCUCUACUGCACUCAUUGUGUACAAUGUUGGAUGAACAUUUAUAGUUUUAGCGGUGCAGGGAAUUUAACUUACAACCUGACAAUACUGAAUGAGGUUGGUGACAGUGUUACGUGUAGUUCCUGCUUGUGUCCACACGAGGGCAACGUUUCUCUAACAUCACAGAGUCGCACACAGUCAUUUUACACCGUUAUGCCUAAUACUGUGAGAAAGGAAGGCGCAUGUUUCUGUGUUUCUCUCCUGGUCCUGACUGUAAAACUGAAGUCGAGCGGGAAUUGCGAUGAAGAUUUUUAGUUUAUUACUAAAAUGAACUCUGUGUACCAGAAACAUGACCAAGUGAAGUAAUAAA